AUGAAGGGACCAACGGAAGCCACCAGCCGCACCCACGACAUGCUGCCUUCUAACCCUCCUGACACCUCCAACGAGCACACGGCGCUAUCAAUUAGCUAUUCAGAUACUUACUCCCAACAUCCAGAAGCCUACCCUGAUCACCAUAACGGUGUCAGCGAUGGCGAAAGCCAUAGAUUCAGCAGCAAGAAAAACAACACGUCUACAGUGAUUAACUCUAUUCCAAACCCAGAUGCGGAUCAUGCCGAUCGCUACUUGGUCAAUCGAGUCGAUCUCCCUCCCGUGAACCCUAGCGCGGGUAAAUUUCCCUACUGCCUGGUCUGGACGCCGCUGCCAGUGAUCGCGUGGCUCGUGCCGUUCAUCGGCCACCUAGGGAUUUGCCGGGAGGACGGCACCAUUUUGGACUUCGCAGGGUCGUACUUCGUCUGCGUGGACAAUUUCGCCUUCGGAGCUGCGUCGCGAUACCUCCAGUUAGACCCAGCUAAGAUUGGACCACCGCAUAAGCCCGGCGUCGUUCCCUUCCAGUCCCACUUCUGCAUUCCCUUCCCUCUGCGCUCAAGUCUUACCCUCCUUCCCUCUACAUUCAUCCUUUUCCACCUUCACUCUACGUCCCUUAAUUCCCCUCCUUCCCUUUGCGUUCCAUCCUUCCCCUCUACCCUUCUGCAUUGUAUCCUCCCCUCCUUCCGUUUGCAUUCCAUACUUCAACACCUCUCGUUGGAGUUUGCAUCCCUCUAUUGCAUCCUUCCCCUCCUGUACUCUUUAUUGCAUCCUUCCCCUCCUUCCAUCUGCAUUCCAUCCCUCCCCUCAUUCCGUUCAUUGCAUCCUUCCCCUCCCUCCCUCCCACUGCGUUCCAUUCCAUCUUUCCCUUCCUUUCCUCUGCAUUGUAUCCUUCUCCUCCUUCCCUCUGCAUUCCAUCCUUCCCAUCCUUCCCCUUCUUUCUUCUUUAUUGCAUCCUUCUCUCCUCCCCUCUGCAUUGCAUCUUUUCCCACCUUCCGUCUGGGCUGCAUGCCCCCCUACCAGGCAUGUCUGCCAUCCAACUUGUCAGGGCACAUCUGCAGCACACCCUUUCUCCAUGCUGACUAUGGCACGUCCCAGAGCUGGGACCAGGCUUUGGCAGCAACAGUGCGCACAUAUCAGCAUGCAUUCUACAAUAUUUUCACCUCGAAUUGUCACUCGUUUGUGGCUUGCUGCCUCAAUCGGAUGGCAUACAACGGAAGUGCGAAUUGGAAUGUGGUGGAGCUUGCUGCGCUUCUGUUUGUCCGUGGUAAAUGGUCACGGAGCCUCUCCUUCAGUCGGGUGGCUCGGCGCGCUGUUGUUCGUUCCCAAGCGACCGCCGAAGAAGCACCCAUAGCAUUUCAGAUCGGUGAAACGAGCCUCUCCAUUCCUUUCUCUGUGGAGAGAGCUAAGGCUCUCGACGCUGCCAUAUCCACCCUCCUGCAAACCUUCCGGGAGAAGGAGAAGGCCACCCGACCACAGAGAUGGACCACGAUGGAAUAUCGCCACGCUGGGGAUGUCAGUAACGGCGACGUUUUUAUCGAGGUAUUCUGCAACCCCAACGCAUACGCGAAUGCGUUUCAGGCUAAGGCGCUGAUUACAGUGAAGGAUGACCGAAUGAAGUUCACUUCGGAAGCUCGAUGGUGUUUCUCCCAGUACGGGUUGCGCCCGGAUCGCUCUACGAUCGGCCGCAUCCUAAAAACCGCCGAGCGAUGGGAUGUGACGUCCGACGGCGCCAACCCGGUGCGCCGUCGGGCAGGCGCCUGGCCAGAGCUGGAGCAGGCCAUGGGGCGGUGGAUAGCAAACGCAGGACCCGCCGGUGUGCCCCUCACACUCCAAACCAUCCGCGACCAUGUCGCGGCGAUGGCCAGGAACAUGGGCAUUCCGCCCACCUUCCGAUGCUCGAUCGGCUGGGUGCGCCGUGCAUUGCGGCGCCAGGGCGUGAGAUGCCGUGCGGCACAGGGCGAGGCCGCCAGCGCAGAUAUGGCGGCCGUGCGCGACGCCCGUGAGAAGAUGCCGCGACUCCUCACGCAGCUCGGCGUCGCCCCGCGGGACACCUUCAACCUCGACGAGACUGCUCUCUGGCUGUCGGUGCUUCCGCGGCGCACGUACAGCAGCGGCCGCAUACCAGGCCGCAAGGUCUCGAAGGAGCGAUUGACCGUCGCAUUCCUCGUGAAUGCGGACGGUAGCCAUGCAUUCCGGCCGCUUGUGAUAAGCAAGGCGAAGAGGCCGCAUGACUUCCGGCCCGACUAUGACCCUGAGGCGCUAUGCUACUGGCGCCAUAACGCCAAAGGCUGGAUGACGUCGCCUUUAUUCACGCAUUUCAUUACUCAUCUCAACGCGGCGAUGUUUGCCGAGGGUCGCAAAAUAGUGGUGCUGCUGGACAACGCGAGCAGCCACAUGCUGCGCGCCGUAGAUGCAUGGAGCGAGAUCGUGUGCGGCGUCAGGACCACGUGCAUGAGCCACGUGCGGCUUGUCUUCCUGCCGCCCAAUACCACGGCAUUCACUCAGCCGCUUGACCAGGGCAUAAUCGCCACCGCGAAGGCCCGCUACCGCCAGCAUUGGCUGCGGGCCUUCUCGGGUUUAUGGAACGCCGACGGAGCGACUUCCGCGGUCGCUCGAUUCCGGCCGAAUCUGCGAGAUGUGCUCGAGUGGCUGUCGGAGUCGUGGACCUCCGUCGGCGCGCGCACCAUUCAACGAUGUUGGUGGCGCACGGGGUGUCUUCCCCUCUCGUGGUCACUGGAGCUGCCGCACGUGCAUGAUGACGAGCCCAUCCCCGCAGCUUAUCCCGACAUCGAACUCGACGAUGACAUCGAUGAUGUCGGGACGCUUAUUAACACGCUCGACCUCGGGAAUGCGGCAAUGACGGCGGCGGAAUACGUCGCCAUCGACGACGCGGAGCCCACGUGUGCGGAAGGCACGGCACACCCGCCCGUGACAGAGGAGGAGAUGCGCUCGGAGGUGGAGCUCUGGCAGGCGCCGACGACCAUGCAGGCCGUUUACGACGACGCCGACCCCGUGUGCCGUGAAGCGCGCCGCACUGCUCGUGCGGCGUGCGAGAUGCUCAUCGGCUACGCCCGGGCCACCCGCAUCACUCCGCGCGAUCUGUGCGCUCUUUUCGACAUCCGCAAUCCAAUCAUAAUCGCGCGGAUGGAGCGGGCGAGCCCGGGAUUCAAUCUCAACGUGGCGCCGCAGCCCGUACCCUCCCCCGGCGCAACCCCCACUCCCGAGACACCUCGUCCGCGGGGCCGUGUGCUGCCCGACUGGAUGACCCGCCAGUCCCGCCGUCAGCAGCUGCUUGAUGCCGGGGUGGGCGCCGUGAUGGACGGCUAUGUGGAUGCAGCGGAAUGGAUGCGUCUGUGA
Molecule: messenger RNA, 3354 nt
Organism: Closterium sp. NIES-65
Lineage: Eukaryota; Viridiplantae; Streptophyta; Zygnematophyceae; Desmidiales; Closteriaceae
Source: the annotation of a GenBank genome assembly